AGCAUUUGAAAUCUGAGCGCCAACGGCAUAGCAAGAUCCAUGGGGCGAGUCAAUGAUAAAGCAGCACACAUGGAUAUCUACGAUUCGGUACUAAUGCACAAAAAAGUCUUGUUUUCUACCAUGUGAUUUGGUACGCAUAGUGUUCAAUUAUUUUUUUUGUAGAGCUUGGCGAGUACGUGAUUAUAAGAAGUUGAAUAAUGUGCAGAAGCGGAAAGCAUUGUUAUUCGCCUUUACCAAGACACGCCGGCGUGUGUCCGAUGUGAAACAAUCAAUAGACGCCUGUGAGUUUUAAGAACAACAAUAUGGCCGUUGGAAAAAGCCUUGUCUUCUUCAUUAUCUUCCUUGUUCACAACACUGAGGCUGCUGUUCAACCCCGGAUGGAACUCACAAUCACGGAAUUUCUGGACAAGGUUCUGGUCGGAUAUGACAGACUACAACCUCCCCGAAAAGGCCAAUCGACAAGGGUGCAAUUAGGGGUGUAUGUGAACAGCUUUUAUUCCAUUCGAGAGCAGACCAUGGAUUACUCUGUGAGUAUAUACUUACGCCAGAGUUGGGCUGACCCAAGACUGGCGUUCGCGCCAAAUGCAUCACUGGGUAUAGGCACGAUGAUUAAAUUGGACAACACCUUCUAUCAAAGGAUAUGGAUACCUGACGUGUAUUUUCGCAACGAAAAAAAGGCCAGCUUCCACACAGUAACCAUUCAUAAUCGACUAAUGUACUUGUACUCAAAUGGAACUGUAUGGUAUGUCACAAAAAUAACAGCUACCUUGGACUGUCACAUGAACUUGAAGGACUACCCAUUAGAUAAACAGAUAUGCCCAAUGAUGUUGGAGAGUUUUGGCAACACGAUGGACACAUUGCACUUUGAAUGGAUGACGAACGCGGUGGAGAAGGACCCGAGCCUGAGGUUGCCCGAGUACCGCUUUGAUCAAACGGACUUCCAAGACUGUUCACAGAACUACACGGCAGGCGCAUUCCCCUGCCUAAACAUCGACUUCCAUUUGACAAGAAAUCGUGAAUACUACAUAAUGCAAAUAUACCUUCCCUCCGGACUCAUCGUCAUCAUGUCAUGGGUCAGCUUCUGGAUACACAUCGACGCCGUUCCGGCCAGAGUGACCAUCGGCCUGGUCACCGUGCUGACCAUCACCACCCAGACCACUGCGGCGAGAGAGUCCCAGCCUCGCGUUUCCUACAUCAAGGCGAUUGAUGUCUGGUUUGCCAUGUGCUUGAUCAUAGUGUUCGCCUCGCUGAUCGAGUAUUCGUUGGUGAACAAUUUUACAAGAAGACAGGUGCCCAAGCUGAAAAGGGUGACGACCCCAGCGAGAGGAAGGAAAAUGAUUAUCACGAUGCCAUGCCCGUCUGCCAAAGAAAAGCCCCAGAUCAGCAUGUGUGAAGAACUGGACGAAGCUUGUCCAUCGACGUCAAAGGAAGAGACGGUGAAGGAUCCAAAUGGUCGGGAAAAGGCAAGAAAAGUGGACAAAAUUUCCAGAGUUCUUUUUCCGAUGUGCUUCACUAUAUUUAGUCUGAUAUAUUCGUGUUACUAUGGAUUUUGAAUUGUUCCAGAGUUUGUUCUGCUCACAAAUUGUCUGGCAGGACUUGGGCGGAGAUCAAUUUUGCAUGAAACAUAUCAAUAAGCAUAGUGUCAAAGUGACGUCAUCGUGAUGAGAAAAACUCGUGAAUUUGCAAAAUCUUCACUCGUCUUUUUUCUCUUUCUUUUAACAUGAUUUUGGUGUGAAAAAUAUCAUGCAAUAAUCUGCUGAAAAUUAAGACACCUGUUAAAACGUUUUUGGUGUUUUUGAUUGCAGCAAAAGCUGGGUUUUGGAGGGUUUUCUUUCAAUUUUGAUCCAUAAAUGUCAUCCGUAUUAUAAAGUUGUGCAUUGUGCCAGAAUUCAUAUACGUGUGCGUUUCAUCUUUAAGAUAGCACACAUAAUGGCCUUUCCAGUCCGCAUUAUCUGUUUUGGUCAGAAUCUAUUUAUUCUUUAGUCAAAUAUAGAUUACAUGUUGGCGCAGUCCUUGUGCCAAUAAUCGAGUCGGUUGGGAAUAACACAAGUGUAAGAAAAUCUCAGAAGAGUUCAGAUCAUCAUCCUCCUCAACCGAAUUGUGUAACCGCAAUUACGAAAAAACGAGGCAGUUUGCUCAUAAUGUAAAAAGGGAAGCCAAAAUCCCGACGUACCAGAUAUAAUGGUUAUUAGUAUACGCAACUAACAAUCAAGGAAAUUGAAUUUGAAGUAUCGAACAGCAGAUACUCCCGGUAUCUUAAUAUCAAUCUAGCUGACUUAAUCUCCCGUUUUCAUCAAUUUUCCUGGAUGUACGUCAUUUUAGGUGAAUUUGAUUACAUGUGAGAGAAGUGUGAGCUUCCUAUUAUAACACAACGAUGCAUCAUGAUUCCCCAACUUUUUGAAAAAUCGGAAUGAUGGUAAUAAAGUUGGAUUUUCCUGCCUUUCAGUCGAUUUGGCGGCAGAGCGGGAUUAAUACUCUGGAUUGGUUUUUAUACGGCUUCGGCCGAAAAUCGGAUUUCUAUCAUCUGAUUGAGCACUGGCCCUAAGAUAUGCCUAUCCAUGAUGGAUACCAAUGUUUAUUGUACAUGUAACGUUGUGGCGUUUCAGUGAAUGGUGUCCUAUCUAAAGACAUUGAGUAAAGUAUGGAACAUGUACAUAUAUUUAAUUUAAGGUGCUACCGUGUGUCUGGUUUGCGUUUAAGACGAUAGAUCUUAGCCUACCGCAUGAAACAAUCGUAUUUCAUAAUAUUUUGUUCACCUUGAUAUAAAAUCAUAUGAAAAGCAUUGUGGUGUAUAGUGUCUUUCUUUAUCUUAUUGAU
This is a messenger RNA of Lingula anatina, 2817 nucleotides long. Its product is annotated as glycine receptor subunit alpha-2. Gene Ontology annotation, cellular component: membrane. NCBI's taxonomy places the organism in Eukaryota, Metazoa, Brachiopoda, Lingulata, Lingulida, Lingulidae. Gene Ontology annotation, biological process: monoatomic ion transmembrane transport. The record is from RefSeq and is a predicted model, not a curated record. Gene Ontology annotation, molecular function: extracellular ligand-gated monoatomic ion channel activity; transmembrane signaling receptor activity.